Molecule: messenger RNA, 1908 nt
Organism: Clonostachys rhizophaga
Lineage: Eukaryota; Fungi; Ascomycota; Sordariomycetes; Hypocreales; Bionectriaceae
Source: the annotation of a GenBank genome assembly
AUGAGAUCCUCUCUUCUCUUUGGCCUGGCCGGAGCCGCCUCCGCCCACUUGCCAAACAUCGUUAAUGAUAUCGUCAAGCCAGUUACCUCAAUCACUCCAAACAUCGUCAAUGAUGUCGUCAAGCCAGUUACCUCGAUCACUCCAAUCGUCGGAGGAACCGUCGGAGGAAUUAUCCCAGCAGUCUGCGAUCUGACCGACACCUGGGACAACCAUGUUCUCUUCAGCGGAAUUGUUGGUGCUGCGACUGAGACCUCCGCCGCCGUCUCACUUGAGCUGGUUUUGAACCAAGCUCAUGUUGAGGGUCAGAUCAGCUUGGCACCACUUGAGAACUUCCUCGAAGAACCCACCAUUCGCCUCAACCUUGCUAGCUUCCAGGCCUACGUGGAUGUUGAUCUCUCAGCCUCGGCCGGUGUUUUCCAGACCGUCACCCUCAUUGCUUCACCCGAACUUGCUAUCGACCUCGGCGUUCUUGAGAUUGACUUGGGCGCUGCCUUUGCGCUCGAUCUCGUUGUUGGUGUCAGCGCUGCCGUCGAUCUGUCUGCCGGAUUCUACAUUUCUUUCUCUGAGGGUGACUACAUUGAUCUCUCUGUAGUGACCAAGCAAGUCCGCGGCAGUGUCCUCACUGGACUUGGUGUCAAGGCCCUGCCUCUCACUGUUGGUGCUGCUGUUGAUCUGUCUACUGAUAUCGACGUUCUCCUUGGUCUCCGCCUUAGAUCCCAUAUCAGCGUUGGUGCUGAUGUUGAGCUGCUUGGCCUUGACCUCCUUAACGCUGGUGCUGAGAUUGCCAUCUGGGCUGACUUGGUCCAGCACAAGAUCACUCUUGGCCAGACUAAGGAAUGUGCUGUCUCUGUCGGCAACGAGUUCGGUCUCAACGUUGGUAUUGCUGUCGAGGCUGGUAUCAACGUUGCCGAUAUCCUCGAUAUCAGCCUUGCUCCUACCGUCUCUGUCCAGCUGGCCCGCGCUGAUAAGGGUGUUGCUUGCCUGUCCGGCCGUGACGGCAAGGAGAACCUCGAUGCCACUGGCGGUCUUAACUCUCCUGCAACUCCAUCCACCAGUGGUCUCGCUUCUCCUUCAUCUCCAUCCAGCGGUCUCACUACCCCAAGCACCCCGACGCCUACCCCCAGCGCCUCUGUCACCAGCGUUGGCAACGGCAGCGGCUUGGUCACGAGUACUAUCAGCAGCACUACCACCUACACUGUCACUAGCUGCCACGUCUCCGUGCCUAACUGCCCUGCAUCUCAGACCCAAGUCAUCGUCACAUCAGUUGUUCACUCAACCGUGACCGUCUGCCCUGCUACUCAGACCGCUUUCCCUACGACGACUCCUGCUUCCGCCGUGAGACCCAUCCCCACCAUCACCGAGACUCUGACCACCAUUGUGCCUUGCGAGCCUACCUCCAGCACCUUCACGCCCCCUCCUGGUGCUACUGCUACUCCCGCUCCCACCGUCACCAUCAGCGACACUGUCACCGUUUGCCCAUCCCAGGCAUCUACCCAGCACCCAGUUCCUUCCGGUGGCCCCUCCGCUAGCCCAUCAGUCUCUGUCCCUGCUUCCACUGGUGUUCCCACCACCCGAUCUUCAGCUCCUAGCGUCCCUGCCGGUGAGGCCCCUACUGGCGGAGCUCCAUCUGGCCCAGCUCCAACCGGCCCUGUCCACACCCCCGGUGCUCCCGUCCAUACCCCUAGCGCUCCUUACCCUUCUUCAAACAACACCUGGACUAGCAUCUACAGCCCUCCUGCUUCGGUCCCUGCCACUUCGCUCCCAGGUACCGGUGUUCUUCCCUCAACUACCGGUGGCAACUCGCCUGUGCAGCCUUCCGCCACUCCUUCCGGCAUUACCUCGUCGGCUGGAUCCCUCAAGGUUGGAAUCGCCAUGGUCGUGCCCCUUAUUUUGGCUAUGCACCUGUAA